UCACUGUCAAAGCUCUCGACCAAGUAACGUUAAUUAGGUGCAAAGACCGAUUACUAACAAUGAUUCCUUACACGGUCAACAUCAAACUCGCGGCUCGGACGUUGACUGGCACUCUCAAUUUGCAGAAUAAAACCGCAGUAGAUUGGCCAGUGGAAGCAGGGGCUUUUUUGUGCUGAUAAUCCUCUUGAUCAGAGCAGCCAUUUGAAAGAACGAUGCAGCAACUAGCAAGUAAUGUGGCCUCCUUGUACAUUUUGCCGCUGAGAGGGAGGAAAAACAGCCAGCUGAAGUUGCUGCCAACCAGAGAACCUUCAAGCAGGGGCUGGCAGGGACUGAUAGCUCAGGGAUGUCACUCAAGCAUUCUUAUCAUCGAUCCAAAGACAGCACAGACCAUCCAAGUGCUGGAAAGGCACAAAGCCAAUGUGGUCAAGGUGAAGUGGUCGAGAGAAAAUUACUACCAUAAUUUGAGCUCACCCUACUGUUUGCGGCUGGCUUCAGGAGAUGCCUCUGGGAAGAUCAUAGUGUGGGAUGUCGUUAGUGGCACUGCCCAUUGUGAGAUCCAAGAGCACUCCAAACCCAUCCAGGAUUUGGAGUGGCUGUGGAAUCAGGACGUGUCCCGUGACCUGUUGUUAGCCGUACAUCCUCCCAAUUACAUCGUUCUGUGGAAUGGAGACACUGGAACCAAGCUGUGGAAGAAGAGCUAUGCUGAGAACAUCCUGUCCUUUUCUUUUGACCCGUUUGACCCCUCCAACAUGGCAUUGCUGACAAGUGAAGGAAUAGUCUUCAUCACAGACUUUUCUCACUCAAAACCACCAGGAAGUGCGGGGAAAAAGGUUUACAUUGCAAGUCCCCAUGCAAGUCCUGCCCACACCAAGCCUGCGCCCACUGCUGCACCAGCUCCUACUGGUGCCAAGAAGGCUCUCAACAAGGUCAAAGUGCUAAUCACCAAUGAAAAACCCACUGCAGAGGCAGUGACGUUGAACGACUGCCUGCAGCUCUCGUACCUGCCAUCCAAGAGGAACCACAUGUUGCUGCUGUAUCCUAGAGAGAUCCUCAUCCUGGACCUGGAGCUCAGCCAGACUGUAGGAGUAGUGGCCAUUGAACGUUCCGGAGUGCCCUUCAUCCAGGUGAUCCCGUGCGCCCAGAGAGAUGCCCUGUACUGCCUCCAUGAGAAUGGAUGCAUCACUCUCCGCGUGUGCCGCUCCACUGCAGCUCCAGAAGAAGCAUCGGGAGCAGCGGACCCAGAACAGAGUGCCCAGGAGCUUGUGUAUGACCUCCGCUCUCAGUGCGAUGCUAUCCGUGUUACCAAGACUGUCCGGCCAUAUCGCAUGGUUAUCUGCCCUGUCAACGAAAACAAUGCGGCUCUCACGGUCAGCGAUGGUAGAGUGAUGCUGUGGGAGCUCAAAGCCUACACAGGCAGAGUUGCUGUCAAUCCAAGUUCAGGUCUGUCGCCGCUGUACUCCCCGGUGUCUUUUUGUGGAUCUCCGCUGGGCCCAAACCAGAAACAUAUUCAGAAUCUCUCCCUCAACAGCAUGAUAGGUCAGACACUGAUAGCUGGUGAAGCCCCUCUUCCAUCAUCCAACCAGCAAGAAGUCCAGCUUAAGUUCCUGUUGACUGGCCUCCUCUCUGGUUUGCCACUGCCACCGUUUGCCAUCCGCAUGUGUCCACCUCUUACGACUAAAAACAUCAACCACUACCAACCGAUGCUGGCUGUUGGUACCAGUAAUGGGUCUGUACUAGUCUAUAACCUUACCAGUGGUCUUCUGCACAAAGAGCUCAGUGUCCACUCUUGUGAAGUCAGGGGUAUUGAGUGGGUGAGUCUCACCAGUUUCCUUUCUUUUGCCACAUCUUCUCCCAACAACAUGGGCUUGGUUCGAAACGAGCUGCAGCAUGUCGAUCUACCCACUGGCCGGUGUUUUGCAUUCAGAGGUGAACGGGGAAAUGAUGAGCCACCCAUUGAGAUGAUUAAAGUGUCUCAUCUCAAGCAGUACCUGGUAGUGGUGUUUAGAGACAAGCCCCUUGAGCUGUGGGACAUCAGGACGGGGACACUUCUUCGAGAGAUGGCUAAGAACUUUCCUACGGUUACGGCUCUGGAAUGGUCCCCAUCGCACAACUUAAAAAGCUUGAAGAAGAAGCAGAUGGCAGCGAGGGAGGCCAUGGCUCGGCAGACUGUUUCAGACGCUGAGCAAAAUAGUGUUGAAUCCUCAGUUAUCAGUCUGCUGCAGGAUGCAGAGAGCAAGUCGGAGACCAGUCAGGCCAUAUCAGCCAGGGAGCAUUUUGUGUUCACCGACACAGACGGGCAGGUCUACCAUAUCACCGUAGAGGGCAACACUGUUAAAGAUGGUGCCCGAAUCCCUCCUGAUGGCAGUAUGGGGAGUAUAGCCUGCAUUGCCUGGAAAGGUGACACCCUGGUGCUUGGCGAUGUAGAUGGAAAUCUCAACUUCUGGGACCUUAAAGCACGUUUGUCUAGGGGAAUACCGACCCAUCGCGGCUGGGUGAAGAAAAUUCGCUUUGCACCAGGAAAAGGAAACCAGAAACUGCUAGUGAUGUACACAGAUGGAGCAGAGGUCUGGGACACUAAAGAGGUCCAAAUGGUCAGCAGCAUGCGAAUUGGUCGCAAUGUUAACUACCGGGUCCUCGACAUUGACUGGUGUACUUCAGACAAAGUCGUGCUGGCUUCAGACGACGGCUGCAUUCGCGUGUUGGAGAUGGCCAUGAAGUCUGCUAGCUAUCGUAUGGAUGAACAAGAUCUAACUGACUCAGUGUGGUGCCCUUACUUGCUGCUACCACGUGCUGCUCUUACUCUGAAGGCUUUCCUCCUGCUGCAGCCCUGGUCAGGAACCUUCACAAUGGACAUCACACAAGUUGACUACAAUGAGAAAGAUGAGAUAAAAGGCCUGAUCCAGGAGCAACUCAAUUCUUUGUCAAAUGAUAUGAAGAGUGUGCUGCAGGACCCAGAGCUCAGCUUGCUGCAGCGCUGCCUCCUGGUCUCACGGCUGUUUGGGGACGAGUCUGACCUUCACUUUUGGGCAGUGGCUUCACACUACCUCCAGGCAUUUGCCCAGGCUCGGCAGCUCAGUGUGGCCACAGCGGAGGGUCAGGUUCAAAGUGAAUUAGCCCAGCAGUCUCCUCAGAAUCACCUAGACAUCUGCCACGACGUGCUGUGUGAGAGCUCCUAUUUCCAGAAAUUCCAGUUGGAUCGCGUUCACCUGCAAGAGGUGAAGCGCUCCAGUUAUGAGCAUACUAAGAAAUGUGCUGACCAGCUUCUCCUGCUAGGCCAGACGGACCGCGCUGUUCAAUUGCUGCUGGAGACGAGUGCAGACAAUCCCAGCUACUACUGUGACUCACUCAAGGCCUGUUUGGUGACCACCAUCACCUCCUCCGGUCCAUCCCAAUCCACCAUUAAACUUGUCGCCACUAACAUGAUUGCCAAUGGCAAGCUAGCAGAGGGGGUGCAGCUGCUGUGUUUGAUUGACAAGGCUGCAGAUGCCUGCCGCUACUUGCAGACCUAUGGGGAGUGGAAUCGUGCUGCCUGGCUGGCUAAGGUACGCCUCAGCCCAGCAGAGAGUUCAGAUGUGCUGAAGCGAUGGGCGGAGCAUCUGUGCUCCCCUCAGGUCAAUCAGAAGUCCAAAGCCAUCCUGGUGCUGCUUUCCUUGGGCUGCUUUUACAAAGUAGGGGAGAUGCUGCACAGCAUGAGACAUUUCGACUGCGCCGCCCUCUUUAUCGAAGCCUGUCUAAAAUACGGGGUCAUGGAGGCCAAUGACUCGUCUAAUAAACUCAUCGAGGCUGCGUUUUUGGACUACGCGCGGCUGCUGCGCUCGCUUGGCCUACGAGAGGGAGCGGCUCUGUGGGCAUCGCGGGCCGGCACCGCGGGGGAGCAGCUGAUGGAAGAGCUGUUCAAGGGGGAGGGAGGAGGGCAACAGGUCGUGCUUGAUGAUGACGACGAAGGCAAGCUGGCGACUGACGCAUGAAGAUGAAUGGAUUAAGUACUGAAAAUAAGGCUCGUCAAUGGAACUGCGCUAAUCUACAAUACAUCAUAAGAAGACAAAAGAGAGAUAAAGAGUCUCCAUUUUGUCAUUUAUCAGUUGUUUUGGACUACCUGCAUUUGUGGCUGGAGCGUUUUUGACAUUUUGUAAUGUUUUUUUUUUGUAAUGGUGCAACCAUGGUGUUUGUGGGCAGCUGUGUUUGCAUGUAGCUGCCUUUUAAAGAAUAUAUUUUAUUCUCCCAACAAGUCAAGUAAGGCACAUUGUUGUUCAUGGUGAUGUCUGACUCUCACUCUUUCAAUAUGGUGGUUUCGAGUUAUUGCGUGUGCCAGUGUUAACUAAUUGCUGUUCUUCCACUGUGAUGAAAUGUGGGAGUGAGCUGAACCCUCCAACGAUUCCAUGUUGAGUACGCACUGCCUUGAUGAAAGGUUACUAUCACUGCUCAUUCCAUCAAAAUAUUGCACUUUUUGAUUUCACCUAAACAAGAAUUAUAAUUUGCAAGACCAUUCCAGUAGCUGAGAGCCUUAGUAUUGCUCUGCAGAGAUUUUAAAUUAAGUGACUGCAUUUGCAUAAUGUAUUCCUAUUUGACACUUGCAUAUACAGUCAAGCCCGAAAUGAUUCAUAAACUGGUCAGAUUUGAGUUAAAUUGAGUUUUCAUUGCUUUGUUUGCUGAAACUUUUAUCUUCUAGCUGGAAAUGUAUUACUGUUGAGAUGAUUUAAAAAAUCAGGGCGGUCCAAACGUUUUUCAACUUGCAUACAGAAAAAUCUAAGAAUGCAGGAAACCAGCCCACAUCACAGCUUUGCAAUACACAAAACAUGCAUUAGUGUUUGUUAGUGUAUUAAUUUUCACUUUCGACCUGUCAACUUAUUUUUUUUCUUAUAACCUUUUUUUUUUUUUUUCCAGAGUGGCUCUACUCCUUUUUCGAAAUUCUCUACUUUAGGCUGGGUUUACUUUUAGAAUAUGAUGAGGGCAACAAAUGGCCCCUGGACCGGACUUUAGCCUCCCCUGCUCUUGGUUAUCCUUGAGGUUACAAUCAGGAUACUUAGUGGUGAGUACCAAUACAUUUUUAAAUGUAUGGGUUCAAAAAUGUUGACUAUUUGUCGUUCAUACCGCUAAAACAAAUUCAUCCACCUUUUUUGUAUCACUCUUACAGCAUCUCCAGGUAAUGAUACCAAAUAAUUUGCCAAAUAAAAGUCACUUUUAACUGAGAUUUGACCAAGGUAAGAAUCAUUUUGUGCUUAACUGUGGAUUCUCAUGCAGACCACAAGGCCAUACUUGAUUAGUAUGUAAAUGAGGUGUAAUGUUUAAAAUUAAACGUUUCAGUUGGCUUGCAAGGAUGCUUAGUAUAAUUGUGUCGCUCUCUUGCGUGCGUAUUAUUAACAGCAUGAGCUGUCCAUGUCUUGGAUGGGUUGCUUUCACACACGCUUCACGUAAGGGGUGUAGCUUGUUGCCAUAUCUCCUCUGCGCUUCUCGAUAUGUUCAUCAAACUCAUCUCUAUGACAAUGCAAUGACAUUUGUGUGUAUAGCCACCUUGUGAUGUGUCAACCUGGCCUGACUUGAGACAGGAACGUCUUUCAUGGGACCUUUAGUGUGUUAUUGUGUUUCAUAAACACGUCAGUGCUGUUCCCUCCUGUGUAACCAAACAGUGUGAAUAUGGCAAACGAGGCCCAUGUUGUUACAGAACUACCUGUUCCUGUGCAUCCAUUUCAUAAAGUCCCACUUGUACGUGGAGGAGCUGACAACACCACAGAUACAUAUAUUAUCUUGUUGCCGCGAAUGAUGUCAUGCAGUAUUGUAAUGGAAUAUACAUGCACAGUACUAAUUCCUGAAAGUUUGGCUCUGGUUUGAUACGGUGCUUUUGUUAGAAAACUAGUGCUGUUCAAAUGAAGGCCUGUAGCAAGAGAUCGAUGAAAAGCCUUAUACAGCCUUUUAUUGCAAUCAAUUAUUGUAAACACACAAAAAGCCUUUUUUUCAGUUGUCUAUCAAUGGUUACACAGUGAUGCUUUACAGUAAGCUUAUAUCUACAAUUUAAAAUAUACAAUAGACGUAUACGGUGGCAAUAAAGUGAGUGUUUAGAUUUUUGUAGUUGUCAUUACUGUACUUGCAAGUGUUAACACGGGGAGGCACUCCAACUUCUCAAACGGAGUGAGUGCAAUCUGCAGUUCUUUUAUUUCUUUCAGCUCAGGUAGAAUGGAAAAGUCCAGCCAUUCAUAAACAAGUCUUAAAAUGAAUCAGUUGAAGCACAAACUGCUUCCGCAAUUCAUCACUUCUCCCUCUGCUUCAAAUGAGUGCCAACAGCUGGCCAGGUUGAACCGUUUUUUCCUCUUUUCUUUAGCCUCUCAUUUAUUUAUUCACUCAACAACGUGCAUUCUGUUCUUUGUUUCUCAGAGCCCAAAGAGAAUAAAAGCGGUGCGAAAGAGAAGGCCACACAAAUGAUCUGAUUGUGUUUUCUUUAAAUCAGACUCAUGAAUAACUACCGGAGAGCUGAUCCAGCCGCUACAACCUGGUCAUCAGUAUGCAGGGUCUCACAUAGCAUUUCUAUUCUCCCCUUGAACGUUCUGCCUACCACCCAGCUAGCUGUCCCUGGGGGCAGCUUCCAAGCAAAUUCUGUGACUUCUAUCUUUCACGCUGCAUGUGCUGCAGCUCGUCCAUCUUAAGGGAAUAGGUGUCAUGCCAAACUUGCCAAAAGGCUCGUUUCCAUCAAUGACUCUUCUCAAAUGAGUCAAUGCUAUGUUAGAGUGAUAUUGUACAAGAAAUCAAUCGAUGUGUUUGGUUUCUGAACUGGCAAGAAGCACUCAUGCACAUAGCGACAGCCACUAUUUCACACUACAAACAGUAUCAAAAUGUCAAUGUGGAAAUAAUGCACAUUGUAAUUUGAUUCACACAGGAGCUGUGCAAUGCCUCCUUUCAAAAGGAUUAACUUUCAUUUUCAUUAUCAGACAGGUAUUGAUCACCGAAAACCAGGGCACUAGGCCCAGCCAUGCGAUACUCAAAUGAUACUCGAAGCUUCCUCAAAGAUGCCUUAUAAUUUUGAUGUAUUUAAAGUAGGACUCCUCUGUAUGGAUCAUAAAUUAUGUUACAAAAUACCAUCUAUACCCAAAGACACAAAUUCCAAAGAACGCUCAAAAAGCGGCACAAAAAGAAUUCCAAAAACAGAACGACACAGGAACCUGAGGUCAAAUUCUUGUUAAGUUUAGGAAAUGUCACCAAUCAUUUUGGGAAACAUGUGGCCUCUAGAGUCACAAGAACUUGGGAAUUUGAACCGCUGUUGUGCGUGACGUCCCCAAUUUUACAAGGCUUCAACUCUGCAAGUGUCGGAGGAUUGAUUUUGUGCAAAUGUUUUUGCUUUUUCACUUAGUUUAAUCGCCCAAUGAAAACCUGAAUAUUUGAAUCACUUUCUUAAAAAAAAAAAAAAGCAAAUGUCCCGAGAAAACCGGUACAGUAGAAGUGAUGUAUAAUUGCACGGCAUUAUGUAUUAUGUUCCUACAGCGGAACCUCCAAAGCUGAACACAAGUCCAAGUUGUUUAAAUUUUCCACAAAAAAAAACUAUUACAUAUAAAGUCAAAUGAAUAACUGUACUGCUCCAAAUAUAAGAUGGUAUUUUGCCACUUAAAAGCAGUCUGCCGCAGCCUGUAGAUUUGUACUGCACAUGUACACCAACAGGUGGCGCCAAACAACUUCAGAAAAGCAGCCACAGCCCAAAGGCGCACUCAAAAAAGCAGUUGUUGAUAAUUUUAAGAUAAUGGUGCUCAAUGAAGCAGACUCAUCAAACUGGCGAGCAGCUAAGAAAUCCUUUCUUAUUGCAAUUUUGAAAAAGAGAGGACGGCUCUUAUUCACGCUUGUCUUAGGUUCCCAUUAAUGCAGGUUGUUUAUUAGUGGUAAUUGGCAGUGGUGUAAAAAUGUGUCAUACCAAUAACUGUUUGUAAUACAGUGGAACCUCCAGACUGUGCUCUGGGUGACUUCCAGGUUCUCAUUUUAAAACACAUUUUCCAUGACAUAUGAUGUAAAGUGGAUUCUUCCUGGCGGCGUUACACUGUUGCCUUCAUAAAGUUGUAACAUUUAAGUAGUUCUGCAAGUAUAAAGAGUAAGUUUAAAGUUAACCACUGUGGAACAUAAAAAAGGUAACACUACGACUAUCCGUGCAGACACCCGAUUGACAAGGAAUGGAUUCUGCUUUUCUUUAAGCAACAUGCUAUUUAUAUUAGUAUCUGCUUGCUUGAAUAGAUUUGUGUAUGGAAUUGAUCGUUAUGGUAAUCAAUCCUAGCAUAUUAUUCAUAUUGUACCAAAAAGCCAGACGUUUCCCUAUGUCACAAUAACGGCCGCUUCUAUGGUUAUCAUUAGGGGUGGAUAUUCGUUUUAGACGAGUAGCCGUUACGGAUAAUGCAUUUUUGCCGAGUACGAGCAUGAAACGAGUACAGCUCAUCAUUAUCCAUAAUCGUGAUGAAGGAAAAUCCUCAUUGGGUAACUACAUAGGUAUUCACUCUUCAUGCUCUGUGAGCGGCCAUCCCUCCCUAGACAGACUUGCUUGGCGUCACAUUAAUGCCAAAAUUGGCGCGCAUAAAACCUUACUCGGCGCGCUCAUGAUGUCUGAAUUUGCUGCUUCCUGCGCGAAUGCUCGCUCAAUGUUCGCUAGGAGCGCCCGAAGUAGCGCUCAGUGCUGAUUAGCGGUUUGUAUGAUAUUACAUUACGUAGGUGGUGCAUUUGACGAGACAGCGCUGUAAACCGCUCGUGUUGUGUCAGUCACUGCCUGUUUCUUUUUUUUUUUUCGUCAGCUUGCUUUUAAUUUGACUGGUGAUGUAAAGUCAGUUGGAAAACGUUGCUUGUAGUACUGAACGCGGUGCUUUUGAGAAAAAUACAGUGAACAAGGCCCUGUUUGCCAUCACUCAAUCUUUGCACGAUUCACCAACUUCACACAGAUCAUUACAAAACUUAAAAAAAAAAAAAAAACGUCAUAAAAAAGUCAGUGGUUCUUCCACGUUUAUGAUCAAAAACGUAAUUUGAAUCUGAAUUUUGAGGCUGUUCUGUAAAUAGUUUUCAAAUACACAAUAAAUAUAGCAACUUCUGAUCAAUCCAUGUCAAUAUCAGACUUAAAAUAACGUACUGAUUUAAGCCCCCACUCAUUUCUGCUUAAGCAAUGGCCUCUUCCGGUUUAUUCCACGCCCAUACUCUGUACUCGCUCAUCCCUAGUUAUCAUCAUAAACCAUCAAAACAAACCAAAAAAUCCUUUAGCUGCUCACGGAGCUGAAGUCUCACGUGACAUGCAUAACAGUUGUUCUAACCACCAAGACUUUUGGCGCAUAGUUUUCUGGUACAUUUUGGACUUUUGUGUCGACUGUUUUGGUUCUCUUGAAUCCCAGUGUGAUGUAAUACAUGACAAUCUGUCAUUUGAUAUGCAGGUGUAGCUCAUGUUGUGGCCAGUGAGUGUAUUAAGCAAGGCUUUAGGUGAAGCAUCAUGUGAAGAAAAUGCAUGAGCAGCGGGUCGUUCAGUUCCCAUGAGUGUAUUCUGGUGCUGACAGAUAGCUUUAAGACCAUAAAAGGUGGGCAGGUGUCGGCUUGCGUACUGAAAGCCUCCACGCUGAGGGUUACCACUGAGCUCAUUCCUCAUUUUCUUUGGAGCAUUUGAAGUGGGGGGCACCUGAUAGUGAAAUACUGUCUGACCUGCUGACUGUAUUUAUGAGUUUAUUAUUAUUUAUGAGUUUAUUAUUUAUUAUUGGUCUGUUUUGACUGUAUUUUGUACAUGUUUUUUUGCUAAUAUGUGGCGGUCUUCCCUCGCCUUUUUGUAUGUUUUGUAUCAUCACGCAGAGAAGCUGAUAUACUCGAGUGUCACACGAUUCCUGUCAUCACCUCUCAUCACCCGAAAAUUUGGUUAAUUCUGCUGCAGAAGGAAGUAGCUAGCAGGUCUGAUCUCAUCUGAUGUCGGCUGACCUCAAGUGAUUUCCUUCCCUCCUUUCAGGCUUAUUGCUUUAACUCCCUGAUCCUCUUCAUAUUGCUCUCUCAAAGCAGGCCCAGGGUCCCUACUAUGGGCGUGCCAGAUGAUGUUUUCGUUAAAAGGUAUUUAGCCCCUCAGCUUUAUCUGAUUCCAUUUAGAUGGAUGCCAGCAGACCGUGGCUUCACCUCACCGCAACACCACACUGCUCUGAUUUAAGGGAGCCGUGUGAGAGAAGAGGGACGAAGUCUAGACUAUGACUGCAUAGGGGCACAACAGGAACUCCGGAACAUUAGCACUCCAUGGCUUAUCGACUUAAAGUAAUGAGUCGAGCACAGCAUAAUCUUUUUAAAAGAUCGCGUUAUCUCUACAACUGUUUAGUGGCGUGCACGAGUGCACUGCAGUGUUCAUGAAAAAGAAGAAAACAAUGGAAUCAAUAGAUGCUUUGUGGCACAAGCGUGCCGCAUACCGCCAAUUACUACUGUGCGAGUUAUUGAUCGCUCCACUACCUUGUACAAGAGAUAUGCUGCUCAUCUAAUGACAAAUUCAUUGAUACACUCAACAGACCACUGUGUUGGUGAUUUAUUCCUCUUUUCUCCAUUAACAAGCCGAGAUCUCGGCAGGAGUCCUUUAAAUAACUAAUUAUAUCUUCUCAAGGGACAAUACUAUAGAAAUGAAACUUGGAUCUAUAUAUAGUAGUCAGUGUACAGCAUGGAAGGCAGUAUAUGCUUCUUGUCCUCUGAAAUGUCCACUAAUGGCUGUGUGUUGACUCAUUUACUCUCUUUAAAUGGUUGAACAUGUCCAAAUUGUGUCCAAAAUGUCAGUAUUGACUGUGCACUAUUGUUGUCUAGCACUGCCUUAACCCUCUUAGGUGUGGAAUUCACCUGAGUUGCGCAGGUUGUUAUUGGAAUCCUCCUCCACUCCUCCAUGGUGACAUCACCGAGUUGGUGGCUGUUAGACACCUUCCUUCCACCUGAGGAUGCCCCACAGGUGCUCAAUUGGGUUCAGGUGUGGAGACAUAAAAGGUCACUCCAUCACCUCUCCCAGAAAGGCACUUGUCAUCUUGGAUGUGUAUUUGUGCUCUUUAUCAUGUUGGAAAACGGUCAUGCAGCCCAGUUUCCCAAGGGAGGGAAUCAUGCGCUGCUUCAGUGCCACAGUACAUGUUGGAAUUCAUGCUUCUCGUUGCCAGCAGCACUCAUGGAGCCCAAGACCAUGAUGCUACCACCAUGGUUGACUGUAGGCAAGACACACUCAUCUUGGUACUCCCUUGUGUUGCCAACUAUUUAGACAAGAAUGGCAGCUAUACAAAAUGUACACUGACUACUCUAAAGUAUAUCCAACAUAGUUUGCGACAUACUGUGUAUGGUGUUGGCUUCAUAUUAGAGAGUAUUAUAUAAGAUGUGUAGCCUAACCCACAGUUGAUUUAUUAUUAGAUAAAUCUGUGUCUCCCGAUACUUUAAUCCAUAGCGUAUUGCAGAGGUGUCACCAGGUUUUAAGGACAGGGGAGGCUUGGCCCCCAGAAGAUACACAGCAUGUGAGCAAGCCUAAAGCACAUAAUUCAUAAACUACUGUAGCUAACAAAGACUUGAGAAAUCAUUUAUUAUUAUUUCAGUCUCUUUUUUUAACAGAUUUGCACACUAACAGUGUGGUUACAGCAUAAAUAAAGAAAAAGGGAAAAAACACACACAUAUUGUUCCAGUGCUGUAUUAGGGAGCCUACAUGUAAUGUAAGCAAAACUGUAUUGGAAAAAAAACACACAAAGCCAAGUAAAACCAUUUUUAUAUAACGUGGCGACAA
This is a messenger RNA of Dunckerocampus dactyliophorus (ringed pipefish), 11704 nucleotides long. RefSeq names its product WD repeat domain 11 (gene wdr11). The record is from RefSeq and is a predicted model, not a curated record. Lineage: Eukaryota; Metazoa; Chordata; Actinopteri; Syngnathiformes; Syngnathidae. Gene Ontology annotation, cellular component: cytoplasm. Gene Ontology annotation, molecular function: protein binding. The transcript is spliced from 31 exons. Bases 213 to 3968 code for a protein of 1251 amino acids.